Stylophora pistillata is the source of this 1488-nucleotide messenger RNA. RefSeq lists its product as uncharacterized. Gene Ontology annotation, biological process: glucan catabolic process. The record is from RefSeq and is a predicted model, not a curated record. Gene Ontology annotation, molecular function: beta-glucosidase activity. Lineage: Eukaryota; Metazoa; Cnidaria; Anthozoa; Scleractinia; Pocilloporidae. Gene Ontology annotation, cellular component: cell surface; extracellular region.
CAUGAGUAAAGCAGUGUUUUACCCUUACCGUCAAACGGACGCCUAUGUAGAAGAUACUGCACAUUUCUGUAAGAUAGUUUCUUUUCUUGUAACUUAUCGAAAGAACUCACAGAGAAAGACAUGUCCCGAUUCCUUGUUUUGCUUUCGUAUUCCGUGCUGUUUAUGAUGUCUGCAGCUGGUGGAAAAGAUGGGCCAAUUUCGCCUAAAAAGUAUCAAAGUCAGAUUCGAGCAGGUUUUUCCACAAACUGGUUUAAGACAGAGAAACCAAUGAAUAAGUACUCUGAGCAGAACAUUAAAGACGUCCACGACAGAGGGUUUAGUAACUUACGAAUUCGAUGUAGAGCAGAUCUCUACUCAUACGACUACUCCGCCGUCAAAUUCAAACGGUUUCUUGGCUUUCUGACGACCGUUGUCGACCAUUCCCUGAAACACAAUGUGAUUCCAAUCAUCUCCUGGAUUCACCAUCGCGCAGAAGCCUACGCUACAAAGAAGGACCAUGACGCCUAUGUUGCCUGGUGGACAGCAGUGGCACAGCAGCUAAAAGACAGGGACUACAGACUGAGUUUUAAUCUCUUUACAGAACUUGGAAUAGACACUUGUAAAGAGGAAGGGAAAAGUUGUGACGAAAGUCUUCGCGUAAGAACAGACAAAUAUAACCAGUGGACAAAAGAUGUAACAAAAGCAAUCCGAGGUACGGGUGGCAAAAACGCUAAGCGAAUAUUAAUUCUGGCGUCGCCAGGAAAAACUGCCAAGGAUUUACCUGAUAUCGAUCCUGAAAUUUAUAAAAAUGAUCCGUACAUGAUGGCUGAAUGGCAUCUUUAUGCUUCAGGGCCCAACAAAGUGAAGGAUUCCCAGAAGUUCUGGAGUGGAGAUGGUAAAUCUGGAGGCCAAGCAAAUGUCGAAGAAGCAAUCAGCUAUGCAACGACGUUCUCGAAGAAGACUGGCCUGCUGACUUACCUUGGCGCGUGGAUGCCUCAAGACAACACAAAGGGAAACAUAACAGAAACAGAAGCCAUCAAAUUUUCCCGUUUCUUUGUUGAGGAGCUGCGUAAGAAGAACAUACCAUGGUCCCUGAACGUUCUGGACAACUAGUACAACACCAAGGAGAGCAAAUGGCGGACAGAGAUUCAAGUAAUCAAAGGUCAGCCAUUAAAGAUGGCUAAGAUUUUGAACAAUAUUAUUAAAGUAAUGCCAUAAGGAUGUUUAUAAGUUAAUUUUACAUCAGAAUACUUGAGUGAUCAUGAGUUUUCAUAACUUUGGGUGUAGUCGAGGAUUGCCUUAUAUGCCUCACCUAUAAUACGAGGUUAUUAAGUAAGCCUAAAUCGUGUCAACCAAUGAUUGUAGACAACUGUUUUCAUGCUAUUCGGGUCACAAAGAAGAAAUAAGUAAGAGUAGUUUUAAACGUGUACAGGGAAUAUUACAGUUCUAUAUGAAAACUUCAGUCAAGGAGUGAUGCAAACUGCUGAAAAAUCGUAAUAAAUCAUUUUA